AUGAGACUUCUUAAUCUUGUGUUUUUCUCCAGCUUUGCCGUUGCAGCUCCUGGUGCUAGCCUCCAAGCUAGAGUUGCGGCCAAUGACCCGUGCAACAUCGGUUACUGUACUCAAAAUGGAGGUACAACCGGAGGUGGCAGUGCUGCCCAGGUCACUGUGAAGACCCUCGCUGAGCUCACCGCUGCGGCCAAAGCCGAUGGACCUUCCGUCAUCUUGGUGCAGGGCAGUAUCUCUGGUGCAGCCAAGGUUCAAGUUACCUCGAACAAAUCCAUCAUUGGAAAGACGGGUAGCUCCCUCACCGGCAUUGGUCUGACUAUCAAUGGACAGAAGAACGUCAUUGUCCGCAACAUGAAGAUCUCCAAGGUUGAGGCGGAUUACGGCGAUGCCAUCACGAUCCAAAAGUCCACUAACGUCUGGGUUGACCAUUGCGAUCUCUCUGCCGUCAGAGGUGACGACAAGGACUUCUACGAUGGCUUAGUUGAUCUGUCGCAUGCUGCUGACUGGGUCACCAUCUCGUAUACCUACUUCCAUGACCACUCCAAGGGAUCACUUGUAGGACACUCCGACAAGAACGCAGCUGAGGACGUUGGCACCCUUCGCGUUACAUACGCCAACAAUCACUUCAACAACGUCCGAAGCCGAGGCCCUCUUCUUCGCUUUGGCACUGCACAUAUCUUCAACCAGUACUAUGAUACCAUGGACACUGGUCUCAACAGUCGCAUGGGUGCUCAAGCUCUCAUCCAGUCCUCAGUGUUCACCAACGUUGGAAAGAAGGCUAUCUUCAGCGAGUCAAGCUCCGAAGUAGGAUAUGUUGUUGCAGAAGACGUCAUCCUAGGCGGUGAGAGUCAGAACACCGCUCCAAAGGGUACACUGAGCUCAAGCAAGAUCCCAUAUCAGUUCACGCUUCUUGGAUCUGGAAAGGUUGCUUCGACAGUUCCGGGACAGGCAGGUCAAAAGCUCAGCUUUUAA
Messenger RNA from Fusarium redolens, 969 nucleotides. RefSeq names its product pectin lyase fold/virulence factor. The coding region runs from base 1 to 969 and encodes 322 amino acids. The transcript has 5 exons. NCBI's taxonomy places the organism in Eukaryota, Fungi, Ascomycota, Sordariomycetes, Hypocreales, Nectriaceae. Gene Ontology annotation, molecular function: pectate lyase activity. The record is from RefSeq and is a predicted model, not a curated record.